GCCCUUUUUUCGGCGGCGGCGGCGAUUGUAGUGGCGGCGGUGGUCUUCCUUCAUCCUUGAAGCUGCCUGUGAGACGGAGCCACUGAAACAGAAGUUAAAAUGUCAGCUUUGAAACACCCAGAGUAUCCUGAAGCAAAAUUGCUUCAGCUGGAAAGCAUGAUACCGUGCCGAGAAGCUCAAGCUUCUACCUUAUUGUCAAUAUUUGGAGAGCGUCAACACUUUAGCUUUCCAGCCCUUUUCAUAUAUGGACACACAUCCAGUGGAAAGACUUAUGUGGUGCAGAUCCUUCUAAAAACCUUGGAGCUUCCUCAUGUAUUCGUGAAUUGUGCUGAAUGUUUUACUUCAAAAUUACUUCUGGAAGAAAUGUUGAGACAGUUGCAAUGUCUCUUCAUCAAAGAAGAUCAUUCAUUUUUAUCCUGCGACACAUUCAACGAUUUCGUACGUUUCUUUAAAAAGGCACCUUUGACACCUGAGCUACAGAAUCAGACAAUAUAUGUUGUUUUGGAUAAAGCAGAACAACUGCGUGAGUUGGAAGGAAAUAUUCUGCCAGGUUUUCUUAGACUGCAAGAAUUGACGGAGAAGAAUGUGACUGUGGUUCUCCUUAGUGAAAUUGUAUGGGAACUUCUUCGUCCAAACACAGGAUGCCUUGAGCCUUUGCCUUUAUAUUUCCCAGAUUACAGCAUAGGACAUCUGCAGAAGAUUCUGUCCCAUGAUCAUCCUCCAGAAUAUUCGUUUGAUUUUUAUGCCGCAUAUAUCAAUAUUCUUCUUGGAGUCUUCUAUCCAGUCUGCAGGGACUUGAAGGAGCUCCAACAUCUGGCUGCACUUAAUUUUUCUAAAUAUUGUGAACCUGUGGUCCAAGGAGAGGCGAAUGAACGCGACACACGCCGACUGUGGAAAAACAUUGAAUCCCAUUUGAAGAAAGCUAUGCAGACGGUUUAUCUUCGAGAAAUAUCAAGCUCCCAAUGGGAACGAUUACAGCAAGAUAAUGGAGAACCUGGACAAGUAAAAGGACUUUCAGCCCAUGCUCAUGUAGAACUGCCCUAUUAUUCCAAGUUUCUUCUAAUAGCAGCUUAUCUAGCCUCUUACAAUCCUGCCCGGACAGAUAAAAGAUUCUUCGUUAAGCAUCAUGGGAAAAUUAGGAAAGUAAACUUUCAGAAGAAGCAUGAAAAGACCAGCAACCAUCUUCUGGGGCCGAAGCCCUUCCCAUUGGACAGAUUGCUAGCCAUCCUCUACAGCAUUGUCGACAGCCGAAUUCCUCCAACUGCAAAUAUAUUUUCCCAGAUUACUUCUCUUGUAACACUGCAACUGUUAACCUUGAUUGGCCACGACGAUCAGUUUAAUGGACCAAGAUACAAAUGCGCGGUCUCUCUGGAUUUCAUCAGAGCCAUUUCCAGGACCGUGAACUUCGACAUCACCAAGUAUUUAUAUGACUUUUUGUGAAGACCGCAUGGGCGCUGCGACGGCGGCUGAGGCGAACCCCAUUGUUGCACCCCAUCAUUCAGCCAUCCCGGAAGGAAAGUCAUUGGGCUCACUUGGAUUUGCCCAGAGCAGGUGCUGACCCAGCGUGGGAUAAGAUGAAAUCACUCUGGUUGGUCUGGAUGGAUCUGGGCAGGGAAGGCUUUACCUGAUACCCUGGCAUAUUGGGAACAAACAUGUUAAUUACAAACAGCAGGGACUACGCACAAUCUGUUCCCCUCCUAAUUAUUUUAUUUCAGCAGCAAGAUUGCCUGAAACCCAUUUGACAAAGAUGUUGUUUUGUGCUGUCCCCUGCGCUUUGAAACGUGGCGGCAGGCUUCAACGCCCAGCCUUUUCACUUCCUCUCCCUGGGAGGUGUUGCAUUUGUCUCCCACAGCAGUCCCAACCUAAAGGCGCCAUUCAGUGGAGUACCACAUACAAUAAAUACACAGUCAAUCUG
This is a messenger RNA of Notechis scutatus (mainland tiger snake), 1915 nucleotides long. RefSeq names its product origin recognition complex subunit 5 (gene ORC5). Lineage: Eukaryota; Metazoa; Chordata; Lepidosauria; Squamata; Elapidae. Gene Ontology annotation, molecular function: DNA replication origin binding. The record is from RefSeq and is a predicted model, not a curated record. Gene Ontology annotation, cellular component: nucleus; nuclear origin of replication recognition complex. Gene Ontology annotation, biological process: DNA replication initiation; DNA replication.